CAUCAUCAUCAUCAUCAUCAUCGUGUAUGAGGUCCUAUAUUUACAACCUGGAUGUGUGGAGCGAACGAUGGCGACCUAUCGAGUUCAUCACCAUACAACGACACUACCCCACUCGACCUAACUCUACCAAUUUUCGUGCACCUCUCGUUGUGCGAAACGACAAGGUACUGCAAACAAGAUCAUUUAUCAAUCGAUUGGAACAAUCUGGUGGGCCUUACCGACGAAGGAUGCAAACAUUCCAAGCUAUAGCUAUGAAGUACAUUGGUCCUAUUCCUCUCAGUGGUGUGGUUACUUUUGGAUUUCGAUACUUUGAACAUCUUUUGGAAACAAUGUCCUUGACUGCUCAAGAGGUAUGGUAUUAUCAACAUGAAUGCCAUGUACCAAUUCCAAAUCUGGCACUUGCAUAUGAGAGUGACUCAACAUCAUCGACCAACAAAAGAAGAAAAACAAAUCAGUCUCAACAACAACCACUACGAAGACACGAUGAAAAUCGACAUUCAACGCAGACAUCGACAUAUCAAGAAAAAAUCGGAUUACAACAGGAAAGGAAUGCACGACGUAGGGAUGAUCCAGAUCAACAAUCUCAACAACUUCAUUCGCAACGCUUACCCAACACUGAUUUAGGUGGACAUAUUUUUAUUGAUGUGUAUGGAUUAACGGAACUGAUGAUGAACAAGAAAUGGAUGGUAGUCUAGGAAAAUUUUAUGAUGGAAUCUAGUGAUAUCACUAUCACUGUUUUAUGUUUUUGGUUUUGGUUUUUUUUUUUUUUUUUUGUGGGG
Messenger RNA from Halteromyces radiatus, 779 nucleotides. RefSeq lists its product as uncharacterized. The transcript has a single exon. The annotation marks the transcript as partial. The record is from RefSeq and is a predicted model, not a curated record. Lineage: Eukaryota; Fungi; Mucoromycota; Mucoromycetes; Mucorales; Cunninghamellaceae.